GCCAGCUUUUUUGCAAUUUUGCCGGGGGUCAACAAACCAACAAAACACACUUCCGGUUAUCAAACAAUCAGAACAAUUGCAUCCGCACACCAAUUUGUAUUGAAGUUGUUGGCACUGGUUUGUUUUCAGGACGUCAAGGACUGUCAAGGAAGCAAGUGGCUGUCGUGUUUGUGACCUUGUCCGGUUGCUGAGCCAUUCUGUUUGUGAUCAAUUGAAAAAAUGAUGAACUCAGUUUCUUUUGGAUUGUCGCUCCUGAUCUUGUUUCUUAUACAAAAGGAUGUUAUUGGACAGAUUGACACAUCUCAAUGUGGGAAGACCUCUUGUUGUUUUCUCCUUCCAAAUGGCUGCGUUGGAAGCACAUGCGAUGUAGCAAUCUCAUUUCAAUACAACAAAACCUCAGGCCUUCUUGAUUCUGAAGUUGGUACCAGAAAUGUAUGGGUGGCUUUUGGUCUUAACAGCGUUGGUGGGAAAAUGGACAACGCGAAAGGGGAAGUUUGCUUUAAGGACUCGUCCACCCCACGAUUGAAAGCCUUCGUUAAUAAUGGCUAUUCUCCAGAUUUUAGUCAAUCGACAGCUGGCUUAACAAUCACUGGAAAUGGAAUAAAUAAUAAUUUUGUAACUUGCAAAUAUUCAAGGCCAAUAUCACCGCCAAGUGGAAGCUAUAUGGUCGACCUAAACACGAAUUGGCACAUUGUAGCAGCGUUCGGUGACAGUCUAUCGGGCACAAAUCCGGGCUACCACGGACAGUCUGCAUUGAAAACUGGGUUUUCAUCGACAAAGAUAGAUCUAAAGAAACCUUGCUUAAUAAAGUCAGCAUCCAAGUCAGUAGACAAAGUUAUCGCCCAUGGCUGUUUGAUGAUAAUUGCCUGGGUGUGUUUUGCUGCGUCAGGGAUGUUCAUCGCUCGUUACACAAAGCCUCUUGCUAGCGAGAAAUCUUGUUUUGGCGAGAAAGUCUGGUUCCAGAGUCACAGAAUAUUCAUGACGACGGCGCUGGUCCUCACUAUCAUAAGUUUCAUUAUCAUUUUUGUGCACAAAGAAGGAUGGAGCGAUGGCGCUGGAGCUCAUCCUAUCCUUGGCUGUAUCGUCACUUUUCUCGCACUUCUGCAGCCAAUAAUGGCCGCAUUUCGACCACACCCAGGCGAAGACAGGCGAUGGAUUUUCAACUGGGCCCACCGUUUUGUUGGUUCAACAGCCCUCACAAUAGCAGCUGUGACAGUUAUUCUUGGCCUCAAGCUGUUUGGAGUUAGUUUUGUGGUGAUUAUCAUUUGGAUUGUGGUGUGUGUUGUUUUGAUCAUAAUCAUGGAGAUUGGAUUGAAAGUCUUUGAAAAAUCCACAGCUGAGUACAAUCCAGCAAGGGCAAAUGACAAUGUUCAGAUAACUGCUGACACAAAGGCUGUUUCAUUUCGCCAGUGGAUGUUGCUGAUCGCCAUUCUGAUCUUCUUUACCUUGGGAUUUGCAUCAGUUGGAAUUGUUGCCGAAAAAGCAGUGUGAUGCCAACAGGGAGCAAUAAGAAGUCCCAAGGGAGGAAUCUGACAUCACUUUUAGCCUAGAUUCUCUUAUUGGCUGACCUUUGUAUACAUUUCAUCUCAAGCAAACUCAACUUUAUUUAUCAGCACUUAUGCUGUCACAUAUUUGAUUGCUUUUUCAAAUUUCCUUUUCCACAGCACCUUUUACAGAUAAUUGAACAUUAUGUGAUUCGAAUUUCAUGAUAAUUUUCAGUUGGGGUUUUAUAGCUGUCAAAUUAUGUUAGAGAUAAGAUAAAUUUAAAGAUAAUUUUUCAACCUUUGUUGUGUUUGCUUUUUGAUUGUACAAUUAUUUAUGGACUUUUCUAGAUUUUCCUCUAUUUAUAUAGAUACUUGUACUCACCAUAUAAUGACUUGUGUCUCCUUUCAUCAACAGAUCAAGAUUUAAGCAAUGUUAAGUUUAUAUUUAAGCUUAUUACUAUUUACCACAUGUCAUUUAGAUACACCCACGAUUCCACUGAGCAUUUUCCACACAGAAGUAUUACAGCUCCUGUCCUAUUGCUAAAAAUUUCCAAAAAAGUGUCAACCUUUUUCAUAAUUAUUUGCUAUUAUCAAAUAUAGAAUUACCUGGAUGACUACAGUAAAUUGAAUACUUUUAUAGAUAAGUUGUUUUCACUUUUAACUGCUUUUGGCCCCCUCUCAACAAGAGGCAGAUCAGCAAUGGAAUGCAUUGACCAUCAUUGAAUGCCCACAGUAUCUUUUCUAUUAAUGUUCAUUAAAACUUGACAAGAACUUAGCAGUGGCGGCUCAAGCCUGAGAUAAGUGGGGAAGACAAAUGGUGUGUUAGGGACCACGUCCUUUCCCCCUGUUUGAAACAUUUCCUUCCAGAGGAAACACCUUUUGUCUCCCAAGAAAUGUCAUUUAAAUGUGAUAAUCUAGAUAACUUACAUAUCCCCCCCCCUCCAAUUUUUCUCAUCAGGUUUGCAUGAAUCUCAAGGACCAACUUUCUGAAAAGUUGGCUCUGCCACUGGAUCUUAGACUUUUUUUAUCACCAAACCAGAUAAUGAUACAUGUGGACCUGGCAUGGUUUAAAUGCAACUAGCGCAAAGGAGACAACACCAUCUAGCAGUGUGUGUGUUUUGUUGAGAUCGAAAAUAAAUAUUGUUUGAUGAAUAUCCUGUACCAUAUACUCUGAGGUUAGGAACAGAAAGUUUCCUAUGUAAAUUAAUCUGUCUGAUCCUUAAUUUAACCUUCCUAUUUUAUCAGCCAAAUAAUUGGUUUAAAGAUUCAAAUUUUGAUUUGUCACUAUAAUCA
Molecule: messenger RNA, 2777 nt
Organism: Rhopilema esculentum
Lineage: Eukaryota; Metazoa; Cnidaria; Scyphozoa; Rhizostomeae; Rhizostomatidae
Product: ferric reductase 1
Source: RefSeq, a predicted model, not a curated record